This is a messenger RNA of Apis dorsata (giant honeybee), 678 nucleotides long. Its product is annotated as zonadhesin-like. The record is from RefSeq and is a predicted model, not a curated record. The coding region runs from base 250 to 513 and encodes 87 amino acids. Lineage: Eukaryota; Metazoa; Arthropoda; Insecta; Hymenoptera; Apidae. The transcript is spliced from 3 exons.
AUGAUUAUUCUUCAAUGCCUAUUAAAUUUUAUGAUUGUAUACCUAAGGGUUUCUCUCAUACUUAUUUGCUUUCAUAUUUUAUCUUUUUGAUGCACCAGUUUCCGUUCAAAGAACGUUGCUAUACGUUAUUAAAAGUGGUUCUCUUGUUGAUAACCUAAUUUGGUUAUCGCUGCGUUAUAUUCUUGGCCGGGUAUUAAAAUUCGCAGACACGACAGUUAUUUACAUUUCUUUUCCGAUAUUUCGAAGAAAAUGAAGUAUAUAGAAGUGCAUUUCGUUUUAAUUAUUUUAAAUGUUUUUCUACUCGAAUAUUCGAACGUGGUAACAGGAGAAGUACUUUUUAAGCCCGAAAUAAUCUACGUCGAAGACAUAUGUAGGAAAAAUGAAAUUUUUAGUCAAUGCCAGGCAGAUCCAAAUUGCGAAAAGAAUUGUGAUAAUGUUGAUAUCUGGGAAUCUAUGCCUUGCAUUCAGACAAAAAAUUGUUUAAGUGGUUGUAUCUGUGACAAGGGAUAUUAGUGUGAAUAAGAGAUGCGUAGACGCAUUUUGGUAGAAGUUGGUGGGGGAAUGUGGCGGCGCGUGAUAUGAUAGCGUUUUGAGAUGGUUCAGUUCCGCGCUGUCUCACGUGCGCGACACAUUUCGAGAAACGUGGAAAUAUUGGUGUCAUAAAUCGUGCAAAAAAAA